AUCUGAAUCCCAAAUACCACCCGACGCCCAGCAUUAUUUGGUGUGUGGCACUAAAGACUGUAAGAAAAACUGCCAGUUUUACUGCAAUAAUUGUCACCAAUCAUUGUGUGAACAAUGCAGAAAUGAACAUCGGAAGAAUAAGAAAACCAAUAUCCAUGAAGUGGUCCAUUAUAAACAACGCAAACGACCGUUUCCUCUGGAGAAAUGCAAGACCCACCCAUUAAGACACAUCGAUCUUCUUUGUGAGGAAUGCCAAAUUCCCAUUUGUUCUAAAUGCACAGCCACAAAAGAACAUCGCGGCCAUGUGUUUACCGAUCUAGAACUCGUUUUUGAUGAAAAAUGUUCAUUUUGUCACAUAGAAAUUACCAAAAUUCAAAGCUAUUUUGAGCCUAAUUCUCAGAAUUUAAAAAAGGAAAUUGCUGGAGAUGUCACAGAAAUUAAGAAGAUCAUGGAAGGGAUAAGAACAUCUAUGAAGGCUGAAGCUAAGGCUGUAAAAAAGCUGGUAGACACAGUCACAUUAGAAAAUAUAGAAAAAGCCGACAAAAUAGAACAGUCAUUAUUACAAACAUUAAACGGCCAAAACCAAAGAAUAGAUGACUACAUCAACUUUCUCAAUGACUUACUCAAACAAUUUUAUUGUUACCUAUCUCCUACAAACAUAGAACAAUUAAAAUUGUCUCUCAAAUCAGAAAACUUGAUUAUACGACCCAUACCAGAAAUAUCCAAACCAGUUCUGCCCGUAUUUACUGCUGGGCAUUACAACAAGGAAGAUUUUGCCAAACUUCUGGGUAGAAUAACCGUUUCUAACAGUGAACCAGAGAACAGAAAAAUAAAACGUAUGGGAAAUGCCUCAGCCCAGUUAAAACCUAUAGGGAAACAGAGAAAUCUGCCCCCCUCUGUCACCAAGGUCAGGGAGUACACAGUACCAGGUGUUGAUAAUGUAUAUCAUAUAUCACUGGGUAAAUCAGGCACACUCUGGGUCAGUGAUAGUAGCGGUAACCUUGUUAAAACAGAUCUACAGGGGAAUCAGCUAAAAUGGAUACAAACCACUGAUAUCAGAAAUGAAGGCUACCACACUGUCACACAGGGCAGGGAUCUGAUCUAUACAGACAAAUCAUACGGUGUCAUCUGCAAGAUAACACCGGUAAAUAAAGUCACUAAAUUCAUUAAAACAGGGGAAUGGGAACCAACAACUAUACACUCCUCUCACAUCAACGGUGACAUACUGGUGGGGAUGAUAAAUUAUAAAGAGGCUAAAGUCACCAGGUAUAACAAGACAGGGACAGAAAUACAGAACAUACAGAGGGACGACAAAGGAAAGGAACUGUAUAGUGAACCACACUUCAUCACAGAAAACACCAAUGGUGAUGUCUGUAUAUCAGAAUAUGAAAUAGAUGCUGUAGUGGUGGUGGAUAAAUCAGGACAACACAGAUUCUCCUACACAGGUCAGGGGUCAGGGUUCACUCCCAAUGGAAUAUGUACUGAUAUACUCGGUCACAUCUUGGUGUGUGAUGAAUUCAGUAACACAGUUCAUCUUCUGGAUCAGGACGGUCAGUUCUUGUCUCUACUACUCACACCACAACAGGGAGUAGAUGAUCCCUGUAGUGUGUGUGUGGAUGACGAAAACAAUAUAUGGGUGGGACAACGUUAUACCAACAUAGUGACAGUGUACAAGUAUCUACAGUGAACAUUACAUAUCCAUACAAAAAUUAGUUACAUAAAUAUGGCACCGUGUGUAUGUUGUGAGACCGUGUAACAACAACUCUUUGAUUUUGUACAAUGCCUGGUACAAUGUAUCUACGGUGUACAUAUACAUCAUUUAUGUAAACCUGUGUAAGUUUAUUCGUGAUAUUUCUGAUUACAUUUUUUUCAUUGCAGAAGAGUUGACUUUUAAAUAUUCAUGUACAUGCAUUAACAAUGUUUGUCUUUAAUAAAGUUAUUA
Molecule: messenger RNA, 1942 nt
Organism: Magallana angulata
Lineage: Eukaryota; Metazoa; Mollusca; Bivalvia; Ostreida; Ostreidae
Exons: 1
Coding region: 449-1687 (412 amino acids)
Molecular function (GO): protein binding
Source: RefSeq, a predicted model, not a curated record